Molecule: messenger RNA, 1179 nt
Organism: Carassius carassius (crucian carp)
Lineage: Eukaryota; Metazoa; Chordata; Actinopteri; Cypriniformes; Cyprinidae
Product: THAP domain-containing protein 6-like
Exons: 4
Coding region: 496-1179 (227 amino acids)
Source: RefSeq, a predicted model, not a curated record
CAGACUUUUGUGCAGCCUACGGAUGCUCCAAUCACCGUAGUCUCAAAACGAGAGCCCGUGGGAUCACCUUUCACCUGUAAGAUAUGAAAAUAUUAUGAUUAUAUUUGGGAUAAUCUUUAGUUACUUAGUGGAUGUAUGUACAGUACAGGUCCUGUUACACAGGAACUGCGGGGCUAUGACAUAAUAGUAUUACAAGAUUGUUGCUGACCCAAAGAUUUUUACAAGUUUGUUUACACAAUCGCAGAAUGUUUCUUUUGGACACCUUUUUAUAACUAGUUUAGUGUGGUUGUCUUAUUCUAAAGUACAUACAUGCAUACAUGAUGCAUACAUGCACACACACACACAUUCAUACAUACAGGUACCCAAAACAUAUGAUAAUUUAGGUGUCCUUACCCUUAAUGUUAAAAGAAGGAAAAAAGGGUUGGAAAUGUUGACAAUAAUUUAUAUAUCUGGGUACAUUUCUCACAUUUUUAAGGUUUAACCAAAACCGGAAAGAUGAGGAGGCAGUGGGAACUUGCCCUAAGAAGAGACGGUUUUGUUGCCUCUGACAGGACACUGCUCUGCAGUGAGCACUUCAGGAGUGAGGACUUUGACAGAACGGGGCACAAUGUCCGGCUUAAAGAUGGUGUUGUGCCAAACAUUUUCAACUUUCCAGCUCAUCUUCAAAGGGUAUCAGCAAAAAGCACAAGCACCUCUAGAAGAGCGGAAGACAUCCUGCCAAUGGACUUGUCUCAGGAUGUACCUCAACAUGAUGUUGGAGCCACUGGAGAGAGGAAUUUGAGACGCAAGCGGCAGGCCACUGACCACUUGUAUGCAUUGCCUGCUUGCCCUAAGGCUAUAAAGGCCAAACUUGAAGAAGCCUCAGCGAGAGUGAGGAAACUGCAGCGGGAGAAGAGUAAUGCCUUGAGGAGAGAAAAGAGGUCCAAGAUGAACAUGCAGGCUCUUCUGGAGGAACUGAAGGAGAAAAAUCUCAUCAACGAAGAGCUGAAAGACAACCUUGAAUGCUACUCGGAUCUUCAGGUUCAUCUCCUGUCGAGGCAGGGCAUAGAGUACACCAAGGCCCAGAGAGAUUUUGCCCUUACGCUCCAUCUGCAUGGUCCAAAGGCAUAUCACUACCUGAGAGAUACCCUGCAUAUUCACCUGCCACAUCCCAGUUCAUUGCAAAGGUAUUCUUCAUGA